CGCCAGCACAGCAGCUCGAGCGCAUCCUCCCGCCGCUGGUUGCUCACCCCGCGGCUGCUGGCGGCCGGCCGGCCGGCCGAGCCGGACACGCUCCGCGGCUCGCCGCUCAGCACCUUACCCGAGACCUCCCUCCGCAGCUCCUCGGGGAGGGGGGCGGUCGGUGCCUGCGCAGAGCCGCCUCCUCCCCGCCCCCGCCCCGCCUCCCCCCGCGCCACAGCCGCCCGCUACCGCCGCCGCCGCUGCGCCUGCUGCUCCUCGCCGUCCCCGCUGCAGUGCGAAGGGCUCGAAGAUGGCCGGUUGGCAGAGCUACGUGGAUAACCUGAUGUGCGAUGGCUGCUGCCAGGAGGCCGCCAUUGUCGGCUACUGCGACGCCAAAUACGUCUGGGCAGCCACGGCCGGGGGCGUCUUCCAGAGCAUUACGCCAGUAGAAAUAGAUAUGAUUGUAGGAAAAGACCGGGAAGGUUUCUUUACCAACGGCUUGACUCUUGGCGCAAAGAAGUGUUCAGUGAUCAGAGAUAGCCUGUACGUCGAUGGUGACUGCACAAUGGACAUCCGGACAAAGAGUCAAGGUGGGGAGCCAACAUACAACGUUGCUGUCGGCAGAGCUGGUAGAGUCUUGGUCUUUGUAAUGGGAAAAGAAGGGGUCCAUGGAGGCGGAUUGAAUAAGAAGGCAUACUCAAUGGCAAAAUACUUGAGAGACUCUGGGUUCUAGCUUCUAGGCAGCCUGUUAAGUAUUAGGGGAAAAUUGCUCUUAAAUUUUCCUAGCUGUAAGCUUGAGUCUUAAUUCUGGAAAUUUUAUUAGCAAUGCAGGGUGAUGGGGUAUGAACCUGUGUCUCCUUUGUAUCCCUCUGUUGGUGGGGAAAGGUGUCUUUCUUUCUGCCCUCCCCUCCUUAAAUAAUUGUUCACUUUUGUUUUGUUUCCUUGUGUACUCCAGCAUUGGUUAUAGUCAUGGGAAAGGAAGGUGUCCACGGAGGCACACUUAACAAGAAAGCAUAUGAACUGGCUUUAUACCUGAGGAGGUCUGAUGUGUAAGCAGCCUCUCCCCAUCUACCUAGCACCUGUCUGCAUCACCACCCUAAUUAUGGUCACAGUGCUACCAGACUAUAGUGGGUAGCUAAUUUUUUUUUCACCUAUUUUCUAAUGUUACAAUUCCUGUUUGCCCAAUGGAUUAUUUGUAUGUUAACCACUGUAUGUAACCAACCCUUUUCUGGCAACUUAAUUGCAGCACAAUAAUGAUUUGCAUGAUACCUUGAAAUUUGGGGGGUGGGGGCAUGCCACGUUGGGCAUCACUUUGUCUUAGCAAUUAAUGGGAUAUUGAUUACUAAAAUAAGUUAAUAUUAAGCAAGGUGCCGGUUGUACAAUCUCUUAUUUGAUCAAUGUCUUUUCAGCACUUUGAGCAUUGACUUAGCUCAUUUAGUCUUCCUUUUGUAGCGCAUGGUUGGGAGGGAAAAGUGCAUGCAUCUUUCCUUCACUCUUUUCCCACGCCCUCCCUUCGCAUAUAUGGUAUUUGGUUUGCUUCCAUCUUUUACGCAGUGCCUGGUUUAUUUAACCAAUUAAUAUUCCUUUUGUAGAGCUAUUGAGAGCUGCAGUAGUUUGCUUUUAGUAUUGUUGUUGCACUUGAGACAAACGUUUUUUCAUACUGUCUGUAGGACAUAUGAAGAGUGCAACUGCAAAACAAGAGCAAAAGGCACUUCCUCCCAUAAUCUCACAGUAACCAUACUGGUUGAAUCCCCAGGGACAUUCCACCAUUGCAAUAGCUCACAUUUUUGUUCCUGUCUUUUUCUUUGCACACCAGCUGUACUCUUUAGUAAAACUGUAAAAGGCUGCCAUUAUGGACAUUAGGUAUCCCAACAUAACCAUCUGGAGUGUGUCCAGUUUGUUCUUCAUAGGACCAAUUUUUAUUUGCAGCUUGAGUUUUUAUAUGAAGUUGCAUUAUUGUGGACUUGGCUGUCUUGUGAUAAAUUUUUUCAUAUGUAUUCUGUGCCAUACUAUUGUUAAAAUGAACUGUUGCUAUUGUGAGAUGGAUUUUAACUGACCUAUUAAAGGUUUCUUCCGAAUGGCACUACUUUAGGGACAUUCUAGUAUUUGCUUCUAUUGUUUGGGCCUUGUGGAUAAUGUACAGAUUUAAAAAUGAAUCUCGUUGCUGAUUCGUCCAUUUCUUUCCCUGCACUUUGUUACAUCUGGGAUACAGUCUAACUCAUCUGAUUUAAUAUGCAUUUAAAAAAAUGCCAUAACUAUUAAACACCUUGUUUACAGACAGAUGAAAUAAAUUUAUUCCAACCAAAUA
Molecule: messenger RNA, 2287 nt
Organism: Manis javanica (Malayan pangolin)
Lineage: Eukaryota; Metazoa; Chordata; Mammalia; Pholidota; Manidae
Gene: PFN2
Product: profilin 2
Biological process (GO): regulation of actin filament polymerization; actin cytoskeleton organization; positive regulation of actin filament bundle assembly
Cellular component (GO): cytoplasm
Molecular function (GO): actin binding
Source: RefSeq, a predicted model, not a curated record